This is a messenger RNA of Parnassius apollo (apollo), 1152 nucleotides long. The record is from the annotation of a GenBank genome assembly. NCBI's taxonomy places the organism in Eukaryota, Metazoa, Arthropoda, Insecta, Lepidoptera, Papilionidae.
AUGGCCUUACCCAUUUCCAUAUGGCAAAUAACGCAACAUAUUGUUCACUACACAAAGCCAUCGCUGCAGAAGCAUAUUAUAAGGGUGUUGUGGAUGGUGCCAAUAUAUGCUUUAAAUGCAUGGAUUGGAUUGGAGUUUCCAGAGCAAUCUAUUUACAUGGACUCUUUGAGGGAAUGCUAUGAAGCAUAUGUUAUUUAUAACUUCAUGAAAUAUUUGCUUAACUAUCUAAAUGAAGGUCAGGAUUUAGAAGAGGUCCUAGAAACGAAACCUCAAGUUUACCACAUAUUUCCACUAUGCUGUUUAACACCUUGGGAAAUGGGAAGCGAGUUUGUGCACAAUUGCAAACAUGGAAUACUCCAAUAUACAUUAGUGAGACCGCUAACCACAGUGAUAUCUAUGAUUUGUGAACUUUGUGGUGUAUAUGGAGAGAGUGACUUUAGUUCCAAUGUAGCGUUCCCCUACAUGAUAGCUGUGAAUAAUCUAUCACAGUUUGUAGCCAUGUACUGUCUAGUUCUAUUCUAUAAAGCUAAUCGAGAGGAAUUAAAACCUAUGAAGCCUAUUGGAAAAUUUCUUUGCAUCAAAGCAGUUGUAUUUUUUUCAUUUUUCCAAGGAGUCAUUAUCAAUAUUUUGGUAUACUGCGGCGUGAUAUCAACAAUAUUUGACAUAUCUGAUAAAGAUAAAAUUAAAGUAUUAUCUUCGAAGCUACAGGAUUUCUUGAUUUGUAUUGAAAUGUUCCUGGCUGCAAUAGCACACCACUAUAGCUUCUCAUACAAACCUUAUGUGUCGCCAUUUGAUCCGGAUCGCUCUUGCCUGGGAUCUUUUCUGGCCAUGUGGGAUGUCUCAGAUGUAAAACGGGAUAUAACCGAACACCUUGGUGUUGUCGGAAGUUCCUUCAGUAGACGAUUACGGGGUAAAUCAAUGUAUCAUAUGACAAGAGGAUGCGACGAAAGCUCAAGGUUGGUGACCGAACCUGUUCCAUCCAGCUCGGCUCCAAAUUUAACCGUAGAUACUGAACAACCCCAAGUCGAUAUUCGAUCCACUACCUACGGUUCUAUCGAGAACACUGUAACGACAGGUUCAAUGAACUCCGAAACUGAACCGCUAAUCGAUUAUUCUGAUGACUCUCACCGAACACAAGAUCCGAAAGUGUAA